Frankliniella occidentalis (western flower thrips) is the source of this 2349-nucleotide messenger RNA. RefSeq lists its product as uncharacterized. Lineage: Eukaryota; Metazoa; Arthropoda; Insecta; Thysanoptera; Thripidae. The record is from RefSeq and is a predicted model, not a curated record.
CCACCCCGCCCCGCCCCGCCCCGCCACAUUCGCGGUUAUGGGUGAGGGCCGUGGGGCGUUCAGUCGGCCCGGCGAAGGUCCUGCCCCUGCCCCGCUCGCCGAGGGGCCGUACGACAUGGAUUCUCCCUCAGCACCGACCAUCAUCGCCAGCUCGUGUGGUUGACCUGAGAGUCUUUCACCGCACCGCCAACGUUUUCACCCCUUCAGCGUCUUCUGCUGAACCUGCGUCUCGGAUCGGAUACGUAAACAAGAUUGAUAAGCAGCUGCCCCAUUACAUCGGCUCGGUCUGUGUGAGCGCGCUUUGGAGCGGGCGCACGAUGAGUAACUCUCUCGACGAUUAUUGACGCAUUCGACCGAAGAGCUAUCGAACUCGGUGACCGGUGACUCAAACCGCCCACACAGAAGCCAUGGGUCCGAGCCUCACGGGGACGGGGUGCCUCGGGCUGAGCCUGAGCGCCACGGUCAUCACGGCUGGGGUCAUCACGCUGCUCGAGUCGGCGGCCUGGAUGGGCCUCUCCCUCGCGGCGUACCUGACCUACGAGUGCUCGUAUUCAAUGCCCGGGGACCUCAGCCUGAACCUCCGCAUGGCCUACGUCAUGUACUUCCUCAACCCAGUGUGUUGGGGGGACAACCUCGACGGGCUCACGCCGCCCGGUCAGAGCAAGGCCCUGGAGGUGACGGGGGACGGGGUGGUGAGCACGGCGUACCGCACCUCCCUGUUCUCCAUCGGCUACGCGGUCCUGAGCGCCAUGUGGCUCUGCACGUCGCUCCUGCUGUUGGUGGCCGUGACCCGCAGCGCACCGGGUCGCAGGGCGGCGCACCUCUGCGCACCGUGGCUGCUGCUCACCGCCGUCACGAUGGUGGUGGACCUGGUGGCAACAGGGUUCUAUGCCGUCGACGCCGCAGGUUUCAACCUCCCCGAAGACCUGAGGACGCACUCCAACCUCGUGGUCCCGUCAGAGUGGUUCGACAACAAGACCGGCCAGGACCUGCCGCUGCACACCGGGGCCAUCAUCAUCUGUGCCGUGGCCGCCAAGGGCGGCUUCCUCUGGCUGCUCAACGGCGUCCUCCUGGUGCACGUGGCGCGCGCCGUCCGCCUGCUGUCCAGGGCGCGGCGCCGCGGCGCCGAGAAGGGGAGGCCGGCCCCGCAGGCGGACACGGCAGGAGACGGCCAGCGUCACAGAGGACCCGGCCCGAUGGCGGACGUCGAGAAGCCUGCUACCGAGGUCGCUCCCGAAGUCGCUCCCAUGGUCGUGCCUGUGCGCUCCAGGCCCGUGUACCUGCCCGGCGAGAUGAGCGUUCCAGUAUCACCGAGCAACCAAAGAAGAUCCUCGUCGCAAAGGUCCCUCACUCCACCACCGCUCUCACCUACCAGGGUGGGUCAGGGCAGGCUGGCAGAGAGGCCCGUGGAGAGACCAAUAGAGAGACCCGUGGAGAGGUCGGUGGAGAGACCCGUGGAUAGGGCGAUGGAGAGACCCGUGGAGAGGCCGGUGGAGAGGCCCGUGGAGAGGCCGAUGGAGAGGCCGGUGGAGAGGCCCGUGGAGAGGCCCGGGGAGAGACCCGUGGAGAGGCCCGGGGAGAGACCCGUGGAGAGGUCACUGCCGCACGAGAGGCAAGUCGAGCAGUUAGACAGACCCGUGGAGAUCCUCGGACAAGAGAAGCCGGCCGCCACCCGGGAGGAGAUCCUGCACCGCAUCGAGAGGAUGUCCGUCCUCCGGACGUCCGGCCGCAGCGAGACGCACGGUGUGUCGCCCGCCAUCGAGGCCAAGACCAGGGAGAUCAUGAAAGGGCUGGCCGCGUCGGGGAGUGGGAUUCCACUGGACUACGUGUUCCCCGGUGAUGAGCCGCGUCGACCGAACAGCAGGGGAGCGCAGGGCGCCCACCACUACGACGGCCGGAACAACUCCGCGGACCUGGACCCGCCGAGGCUCGCGAGGGAGCUGCAGCGCAGGGACACGGAGCUGGCCUCGCCGCGGUGGCUGGGGCAACAGCAGCAGCAGCCGCUGCCGCGGCCGCGGCGUCUGGACCGCACUCAGAGCGACCGAGCGCUCGUGGCAGGCGAGUGGAAGAUGACGCCCGCCGGCCACCUCCACGGACUCUCCCCUCGGCACGCCGCCGCCGGGAGGCGCCUCGAGGCCACGGAGGAGCUCAAGAGGGAGAAGCCCUGGUCCUACCUCAGGGCCGCAGCGACCGCCCAGGAGGAGCCGGAUGAGGACGUGUUUGUGGACGACGCUUACCCCGGCCAGCACUCCCCCAACAAGGUGGUGCGCAACAUGUACUUGCCUCCGACCGCGAGAGACGCAGUUGGUCGCAAAGCGUCUCAUGGUGGAAGACGGCGCAAGCAGCAGC